Messenger RNA from Puccinia triticina, 585 nucleotides. RefSeq lists its product as uncharacterized. The record is from RefSeq and is a predicted model, not a curated record. NCBI's taxonomy places the organism in Eukaryota, Fungi, Basidiomycota, Pucciniomycetes, Pucciniales, Pucciniaceae. Gene Ontology annotation, cellular component: cytoplasm. Gene Ontology annotation, biological process: protein folding. Bases 1 to 585 code for a protein of 194 amino acids. The transcript has 5 exons.
AUGGCAAAACUUACCCCAGCAGAGUACGCCGCACUCUCUCCCGAGGAACGAACGACAUAUGACGAAGCUCAGAGCAAGAGGGAAAAAGAAGAGCAGGCCCAGCUUCCGUUUACAUGGAAACAAAGCUUGCAAGAUGUCUCCCUCAACAUCCCUGUUCCACCCGGAACGAAGGCACGCGACCUGGUGGUGGAUAUCAAGAAGACCAAGCUUAAAGUGGGCCUGAAGGGUAAAGAGCCAAUCAUGGAUGGCACGCUAUGCAAAGAAAUCAAACAAGAGGAGUCUACCUGGACGCUGGAUGACAAUAAAGAAAUCAAUCUACAUCUUGAAAAGAUCAACCAGAUGACAUGGUGGGAGAACGUCUUGACGCACCAUCCGAAGAUUGACACGACCAAGAUCACCCCUGAAAACAGCAAAUUGAGUGAAUUGGACGGGGAAACAAGGGCAAUGGUCGAAAAAAUGAUGUUUGAUAACCAGCAAAAACAAAUGGGAAAGCCGACAUCCGACGAGCAGAAAAAGCUCGAGAUGCUGGAAAAAUUCAAAGCCGCUCACCCCGAGAUGGACUUUUCGAAUGCUAAGAUUGGUUGA